AUGGCAGGUCCGAUCAACCGGUACAACUCUCAGACCCUGAAACCCACCGCCGACUGGCAGCAGGCCCAGAUCAUCGGGCUCAAGCCUCGAUAUGUCAAGUUUAUCUUUGCACCCGGACUUUUCUUUACAUUCAAUGAAUUGUCUAGUCGGUUGAUUUUUAUCCAAUUUUACGCUGAGCCGCAGUCACAACGUAUUCAGCAUAACGACAACUUUGAGAUGACAUACUUUCAUAUCAGAUUUGUGUCGCGUGCUCUGACUUUUGCUCCCAACAGCCUCUACAUGGGCGUUUUCGAAAGGGACGGCAAGUCCCUCCAACUUGAAAGCGUCAACACAAACACAUUAUUUUAUAGCAACUUGAUCUCAAUAAUGGGUCAAAUUUCUCUCUAA
Molecule: messenger RNA, 387 nt
Organism: Protopolystoma xenopodis
Lineage: Eukaryota; Metazoa; Platyhelminthes; Monogenea; Polystomatidea; Polystomatidae
Source: the annotation of a GenBank genome assembly